Harpegnathos saltator (Jerdon's jumping ant) is the source of this 1139-nucleotide messenger RNA. RefSeq lists its product as uncharacterized. The record is from RefSeq and is a predicted model, not a curated record. The transcript has 3 exons. Lineage: Eukaryota; Metazoa; Arthropoda; Insecta; Hymenoptera; Formicidae. The coding region runs from base 236 to 1105 and encodes 289 amino acids.
UUAUAUAUAGGGUAGGAGGUUUACUUUACAGGAAAAGGUUGUGGCAUUAUCAUUGUAUAAACAAUGUCAUAGUGGUUAUACAUUUCUGCAACAACUAUUUGCUUUACUAAGUAGCAAAACUUUACGACUUUUGCUGCAAAAAGUUCCAUUACAUACAGGUAUAAAUAACGUUAUAUUUUCACACCUAUUCCAGCAAUCGACAUUUAAAAAUGCGAAAGAUAAAAUAUGUAUACUCAUGUGGGAUGAAAUAUCUUUGCAACCUCAAUUGCAAUAUGAUACAAUCAAUGAUAAAAUAGUUGGCUUUGAAGAUUGGGGACAUAAACGAACGCAACGAAUAGCUGAUCAUGCACUUGUAUUUAUGCUAAGAGGUAUAAGAACUGGUUGGAAAAUACCUUUAUCGUACAAUUUUUGCAAAAGUCAAACAAAAAGUGGUCAAUUAAUAUAUUGCAUCAAAAAAAUUGUUAAGAAAGUUGUACAAUCCGGUUUCACUAUUAUUGCUACAGUAUGUGACCAGGCUACAUCAAAUGUAUCUGCAAUAAAUGAAUUAUUGAAUCAUACAAGAGGAAUGUGUUUAAGAAAUGAUGAAGAAUUUGAUGGAACGAUUAUCCUAUAUAAUCAGAAGAUAAUUCAUCUAUAUGAUCCUCCUCAUUUAAUAAAAGGAAUACGAAAUAAUUUUCUGACUAAAGAUAUUGAAAUCGAUAUAAAGUCUUCUACUGAAAGGAAGUUUGCUUCUUGGGACAUAAUUGAAACUGCUUAUCAUCUCGACAUUUUUAAUAAUACACUAAAUCGUCAGCUAAAAAAAUUAACGGAUGAACAUAUCAUAAGAAGCAAGAUAAAAAAGAUGAAAGUAAAAUUGGCAACACAAGUUUUCAGUGGAACUUUAUCAGCAUUUAUUGAAUAUAACAGUCGAAUACAAGGUUUUGUUGAAAUGAAUGUUGGGCCAUUACAAAUACCGCAAAAGGAAGGAUUUGCAACAGCACAAGUUUUGGAUUUUUUUAACAAGUUAUUUGAUUCUGUAAAUGGACUUCAACUUCAGUCAGAUAUACUCCUACGAGUCACUGUUAAAAAAAAUCAUUCAAAGCAAACAUCAUUCUUUCUGGUGUGAUGCCAUUAAACUAUUAAAAGAUAUGCGGUUUGUU